AAAGUUUGCAGGUCCGAAGGUUCAUGAUACAACCAGUAUCAAUGGCAUACAACCAGAAAGAUCCUUUGGGUCCACACGUGACUCUUUGCUACGAAGACGAGAAUCAACUCCGACAUGGGACUCACGUCGCUAGCCAUGGCUAUGUUCGCGGGAAAGACGACAUUGUGUUUGUGCUCGCAACACAUGCUGGAGAGAAGAUUGACUCGGCCAAAAGGCAACAGGGCAAAAAGAUAGUAUGGCCAGCGGAAAAUGAGCUUGAGGCUGUACCAGAGAUCGGCUACGGCCAUCUUCCAAGUGACUAGAACCGGAAUCGGUGUUUGAAGUGUCUUGGUUGAUUAGAGCGGUGAUCUGCUUCUUGGGAGUACUGUCGAGUUUCAGUUGCUGAUCCAAUAGCCCUCUUAGCCUUCUGGCAAUGGACACAUGCAUAAAUUGGGCUUCAGGAUAUGAGAGUACCGUGAUCAUGAGCUUUUCUUAGAGAUAGUAAUAUACAUUCACACCUUAUAACUUUCUAAAUGUCGUCAUGAAAUGUCACUGGAAUAUUAAAAUUUUGUUAGAAUCUGG
Messenger RNA from Blastomyces dermatitidis ER-3, 561 nucleotides. RefSeq lists its product as uncharacterized. The record is from RefSeq and is a predicted model, not a curated record. Bases 24 to 302 code for a protein of 92 amino acids. The transcript has a single exon. NCBI's taxonomy places the organism in Eukaryota, Fungi, Ascomycota, Eurotiomycetes, Onygenales, Ajellomycetaceae.